Frankliniella occidentalis (western flower thrips) is the source of this 204-nucleotide messenger RNA. RefSeq names its product histone H4. Gene Ontology annotation, cellular component: nucleosome. Lineage: Eukaryota; Metazoa; Arthropoda; Insecta; Thysanoptera; Thripidae. Gene Ontology annotation, molecular function: structural constituent of chromatin; DNA binding; protein heterodimerization activity. The record is from RefSeq and is a predicted model, not a curated record. Gene Ontology annotation, biological process: nucleosome assembly.
UCCGCAGGCAUCAGUUCGACGUGCUCCUUCGUGUAGUACACUUCGCACUUUGUCAAGAUGACCGGCCGAGGCAAGGGAGGAAAGGGAUUGGGAAAGGGCGGCGCCAAGCGUCAUCGUAAGGUGCUGCGUGACAACAUCCAGGGAAUCACCAAGCCCGCCAUCCGUCGUCUGGCUCGCCGUGGUGGAGUCAAGCGUAUCUCCGGU